UUCUUUCAAUUUCGGGUGAGUCACGUUGGAAAACGUCAGUUUCUUGGCGAACUUUUCCGGUAUUUUACGGCUUGUACUAGAGUGAAAAUAGAACAUAAAAAGCUACACGUCACAAGACUAGAAAACAAUAACGAAAGAACUGCCAUUUAGUUUGAUGAGUGCAGUAGAUGUCAUCAAAUUGUGAUCAGGAGACGGUCCCAACGCCUCCAGCAGCGAAAAGAAGGAAAAUUUCAAAUUCGGACGGUGAAACAAACUCUGUGUCUCACGAAAAUCACUCAGGAGAUCAGACCUCAAGGUCAGACGAGAAUAUGGAUGGGCAAAUGCAGAUCGAUGAAGGACUUUACUCCCGUCAACUAUAUGUUCUUGGCCAUGAAGCCAUGAAAAAGAUGGCCACUUCCAAUAUUCUUAUCUCAGGUCUUAAAGGUCUUGGAGUGGAAAUAGCUAAGAAUGUUGUACUGGGUGGUGUGAAGUCAGUUACUCUUCAUGAUUCAGGGAAUGUGGAAAUGUCAGACUUGUCUUCUCAGUUCUUUCUUCAAGCUGAGGACAUCGGCAAGAAUAGAGCAGAAGUGUCUUUGAGCAGAAUUUCAGAACUCAACAGCUACGUGAACAUGUCUGUUUUUACUGAGCAACUGACAGAAGAAUUCUUAGGAAAAUUUCAGGUCAUAGUGCUGACACAAUCUCCUCUUGAAGAACAACUUUGGGUUGGAGACUUUUGUCAUGCAAGAGGAAUUAAGUUUAUAAUUGCUGACACAAGAGGAUUGUUUGGUCAAAUCUUUUGUGACUUUGGUGAGAGUUUCACAGUAGUGGAUACAAAUGGGGAGCAGCCAAUUAGUAAUAUGAUUUCUUCAGUUUCAAAGGACACUGAUGGUGUUGUGACUUGUUUGGAUGAACAAAGACAUGGAUAUGAAUCCGAUGACUAUGUCACAUUCUCUGAAGUACAGGGGAUGACUGAAUUGAAUCAAUGUGAACCAAGAAAAAUUAAAGUUUUAGGUCCUUACACAUUUAGUAUUGGUGAUACCAGUGGCUUAUCAGAUUAUGUUCGUGGUGGCAUUGUCACCCAAGUGAAAAUGCCAAAAGUAGUCAAAUUUAAAUCAUUUAGACAGUCUCUAAUGGAGCCGGAGUUUGUACUGACAGACUUUGCAAAAAUGGAACGACCUGCUCAGCUUCACCUGCUUGCAGUGGAAAAUUCAACCCAAUCUUUCAGCUACUCUACUUUGACAGUCUGGAGUGCUUGCCAGAGGAAGGAGACAUUUCUGAAGCUUCAUGCCAACCAACUGGAUCAAGAUACGAUGGUCAGAUUGCUGUUUUUGGAAGUGACUUCCAAAAGAAGUUAUCAGAUCAGAAGUUCUUCAUUGUUGGAGCUGGUGCUAUAGGAUGUGAACAUCUCAAAAACUUUGCUAUGAUAGGAUUGUCUUGCAGUGCUUCAGGACACUUGUUUGUCACAGAUAUGGACACCAUAGAGAAAUCAAACCUGAAUAGGCAGUUCCUGUUCAGACCGGCUGACGUCCAGAAAAUGAAAUCAGAAGUUGCAGCCAAAGCAGUGAAGGUGAUGAACCCUGAACUUAACAUUACAGCACACCAGAACAGAGUUGGACCCGAAACAGAAAAAAUAUACCAUGACGAUUUCUUUGAGGCACUUGAUGGUGUUGCAAAUGCCUUGGACAACAUUGAUGCUAGAAUGUACAUGGACAGGAGAUGUGUUUACUACCACAAACCACUCUUGGAAUCAGGAACUCUCGGGACAAAGGGAAAUGUUCAGGUUGUGCUGCCAUUUGUGACAGAAUCUUACAGCUCCUCUCAAGAUCCCCCAGAGAAAUCCAUUCCUAUCUGUACACUGAAAAAUUUUCCAAAUGCUAUUGAACACACUUUACAGUGGGCAAGAGAUGCGUUUGAAGGACUAUUCACGAUUCCAGUGGAGAAUGUCAACCAGUUUUUGAGUGACCCCAAAUUUGGUGAGAGAACAGACAAACUUCCUGGGAUGCAAGCGACUGAAAUCUAUGACAGCAUCAAGAAAUGUUUAGUUAGCGAGAGGCCAGUUGACUUUGCAGACUGUGUGAGAUGGGCCAGGUUACAAUUCCAGGAAAAUUAUGUCAACACGAUCAAACAACUCCUGUACAAUUUCCCUCCCGACCAGUUGACAAGUUCAGGACAGCCAUUUUGGUCCGGUCCCAAGCGAUGUCCUCAUCCACUGGAAUUUGAUCCGCGUGAUAAAACACACAUGGACUACGUCGUGGCUGCGGCGAACUUGAGAGCAUUCAUGUUUGGAAUCAAAGGUUCACGAGACCAAAAACUCGUACUUGAUUCUCUUAAGACGGUCAAAGUGCCAACGUUUGAACCGAAAUCAGGUGUGAAAAUUUCGGUAACUGACGAGGAAGCAGCUCAGGAGAACUCUGGGUCUGUUGAUCAAGACAUCCUUGAAGUGACAAAAGCUGCAGUUCUUGCCGUAAAGGAGCAGAUGCCAAGUUUUAAGAUGAAUCCUGUUGACUUUGAAAAGGAUGAUGACACGAACUUCCAUAUGGAUUUCAUUGUGGCAGCAUCCAACUUGAGAGCAGCUAACUACGAAAUCCCACCAGCUGACAGACACAAGAGUAAGUUGAUUGCCGGUAAGAUCAUCCCAGCUAUUGCUACUACAACUGCCUUGGUCAGCGCUCUGGUCUCACUGGAGCUGUUCAAGAUCGUUCAGGGAAAUAAGAAACUGGAGACCUUCAAAAACGGAUUCAUCAAUCUUGCUUUGCCAUUCUUUGGCUUUUCGGAACCAAUCACUGCACCGAAAAACAAGUAUUACGAAAACGAGUUUACACUCUGGGAUCGAUUUGAGGUUAACGGACGCAAGGAAGACGGAAGUGAGAUGACCCUGCAGGAACUUUUUGACCUCUUCCAGAACGAGCAUCAACUCGAAGUAACGAUGCUUUCACAAGGCGUUUGUAUGCUUUACUCGUUCUUCAUGCCUCCUGCCAAAUUGAAGGAAAGACUACAAACUAAAGUUUCUGAAGCGGUUGAAAAGGUAUCCAAGAAGCGAAUUAAACCUCACGUUAAGGCCCUGGUGCUCGAGCUGUGCUGUAACGAUAAAGAUGGAGAAGAUGUCGAGGUCCCGUAUGUGCGCUAUCGCUUCCGGUAGACUCACGUCUGAACACCUAAAUCUAGUUCCCAGUCGCCUACUUAAAAAGAACAGUAGAUAAUUAGAUGAAAUGUAUCCAAACGAGGCUAGAAGCCCGACGUUAGCAAUAUUGUACUAGAUCUGAAAACUUUUUUCGGUUGAGUUUGUUAGCACCAGAUGUGUGAAAGCAGUCUCAUUUAAUAAAGAAAACGACGUAAAUAGUAA
Messenger RNA from Pocillopora damicornis (cauliflower coral), 3322 nucleotides. Its product is annotated as ubiquitin-like modifier-activating enzyme 1. The record is from RefSeq and is a predicted model, not a curated record. Gene Ontology annotation, biological process: DNA damage response; protein ubiquitination; ubiquitin-dependent protein catabolic process. Gene Ontology annotation, molecular function: ubiquitin activating enzyme activity. Gene Ontology annotation, cellular component: nucleus; cytoplasm. Lineage: Eukaryota; Metazoa; Cnidaria; Anthozoa; Scleractinia; Pocilloporidae.